Messenger RNA from Asterias rubens (European starfish), 1477 nucleotides. Its product is annotated as sorbitol dehydrogenase-like. The transcript has 9 exons. Lineage: Eukaryota; Metazoa; Echinodermata; Asteroidea; Forcipulatida; Asteriidae. The record is from RefSeq and is a predicted model, not a curated record. Gene Ontology annotation, biological process: D-sorbitol catabolic process. Gene Ontology annotation, molecular function: zinc ion binding; L-iditol 2-dehydrogenase (NAD+) activity. Bases 118 to 1146 code for a protein of 342 amino acids.
AAUGAUCAAUACAUUGGAUAUGGUGUGUGAUGUGAGCCAUGUCCCUUUUUAAAGCCUAGGACUCUGUGUUUACUUAUCAGAUUUAAUCUUUGAUUUAUCUUUGAUUAUGAUGAACUGAUGUUCAUUGCAAGAACUGUGUGCAGGGAGGAAGAAACGCCCAUUCCACAGCCAGGGCGAAAUGAGGUGCAGAUCCGAGUGCAGUCGGUGGGGAUUUGUGGUUCCGAUGUCCACUACUUUGUCCAUGGAAAGAUCGGACGGUUUGUGGUCAAUGCCCCCAUGAUUCUUGGCCAUGAAUCUUCAGGUGUUGUUUCUGCACUUGGGGAUGGUGUGACCAGCCUCAAAGUAGGUGACCGUGUGGCCAUAGAGCCGGGUGUUCCAUGUAGGAUGUGUUCUUUCUGUAAGGGAGGACGUUACAAUCUCUGUCCAGACAUCGUCUUCUGUGCUACUCCUCCAGUGGACGGUUCCCUGCGUCGCUUCUACUGCCAUGCUGCUGACUUCUGUUACAAGCUUCCAGAUCAUGUGACAUUGGAUGAGGGAGCCCUUUUGGAGCCUCUGGCUGUAGGAGUCUAUGCGUGUCGUAGAGGAGGCGUGCAACUUGGAAGUAAUGUUCUGGUUCUUGGCUCAGGUCCAAUCGGGCUGCUGUCUCUGCUAAGUGCUAAAGCUAUGGGAGCAGCUCAGAUCAUUGUCACAGAUUUAGACCAAGGUCGUCUGGACAUGGCGUUGAACCUCGGUGCCCAUCAUGCAUUGCGCGUGGAUACUCGAGAUCCUGAGGAGAUGGCACGUAGAGUUGAAGAAGCGUUGGGAUGUAAGCCGGACGUCAGCGUGGAGUGUAGUGGGGCAGCACCCAGUGUACAGACUGGUAUUUAUGCAACUAAAUCAGGGGGUGCUCUUGUUCUCGUUGGUAGAGGGCCCUAUUCCAUGGAUCUACCCAUUGUCAAUGCUGCAGUCCGAGAAGUGGAUAUACGAGGCGUUUUCAGAUACGCCAAUUGCUACCCUCUAGCCCUUGAGAUGAUUGCGUCUGGUAAGGUGGAUGCCAAACCACUCAUUACUCAUCACUUCCCUCUGGAGAAGACGCUGGACGCCUUUGAGACGUCUAGAACAGGAGCAGGAGGAGCUAUCAAAGUCAUGAUACACUGUGAUCAGUGAGAUGAGGGGUUACUAUGGCAACAUAAUAAAAUAGAUGAUUACAUUAAAGAUUGUAAGAUGAGGCGGAAAUAAGAAACUUUGAUGAGUAAGAUGGUGGGUUACUAUGGCAACUCAAAGAGAUCGGUGUAGAUACUAUGAUUACAUAAUGAUAAAUGAGAUUAGGGAAGGCAAAGUGUAAGGUUAUUAAAAUGGGUUACUAUGGCAACACAAAGGAGAAUGUGUGGAUAAUUGAUGACAGCAUUGAGUUUUGCGAGAUGUAGCGGGAAAAAGGGACUUUGGUCAGGAAAAUGAUGAGAGGUUGCUUUUGUGAAUAAUUUUGAUACUUGAAUUU